This is a messenger RNA of Lethenteron reissneri (Far Eastern brook lamprey), 796 nucleotides long. RefSeq lists its product as uncharacterized. The record is from RefSeq and is a predicted model, not a curated record. Lineage: Eukaryota; Metazoa; Chordata; Hyperoartia; Petromyzontiformes; Petromyzontidae.
CCGACCCCAACACACGAAGACGGGAGAAAUUCAGGAUGUCCGAGGCGGUCUAGCGGUUAGCAGUGUUUACUGUAUUUUCAUCCGACGGAUGGGCCUUCCUCAUCGAUGUGAUCGUGCUCGGAGCCUGGGAUAACCUUGGAACAACACCAUGUCAGAAUACGACUACCCCAACACAUCUUCUUCGGCCGGCUGUGUGAGACUCCUCCCAGUGCCUUGGCAGAGCGAGCACUUGGCCGAAAUUUGCCAUCAGCUGCAUCGAAAAGUAGUCAUCUGCCAAAAAGCCGUGCGGAGGUUCAUCGCUCGGCAGAGGUUGCGGCAGAGGGUGAGCGGUGGCGGCGGCGGCAGCAAGCAGUGGGCGGCCGUGACUCCCACCAAGGAUGGCCACGGGGCACCACCGCCGUCGGCGUCGGAGGGCGGCAGCGGCCGGCGGUUUUACCGCAAGCUGAGGGCGAUGCACGGCGGAGGAGGCGGCGGAGGUUGCCACCCGCACGAGUGCUCCUGCGGGCUCGAUGGCCUCAAGAGCGGCGCCACCAGGCACAAGCUGGCGGCCAGAGACUGCCGGGUCGCGGCGGCAACGGCGGCGGCGACGGUGCCGGAGAAGGGCCUCUGCUCGUGCGACCAUCGCCGAGUCCUGGCGCUGCCCUUCUCUUUCCCGCCCUUCGGAUUCGCCGCCGCCUCCUCCGCCGUCCCUUCUCCCGCCGCGGGCGCUCGGCCCCCGGGACGGACAUGUUCCUGCCGCACCCCUGCGGUCCCCCCGCGGGGUCCAAAUCCGCGGCGGCGGCGGCGGCGGCGAUGA